Molecule: messenger RNA, 1060 nt
Organism: Trifolium pratense (red clover)
Lineage: Eukaryota; Viridiplantae; Streptophyta; Magnoliopsida; Fabales; Fabaceae
Product: cytochrome c-type biogenesis CcmH-like mitochondrial protein
Exons: 4
Coding region: 242-793 (183 amino acids)
Source: RefSeq, a predicted model, not a curated record
UUUUCUUUUAAGGAGUACUGUACAGUGGAGUUGUGGUGUCCUACUCCUACGCCAUUCAAAGAAAUCAAAAGACCCCUUUUUCAUUUACUUCCAUCACAGGUUCCUGUAGCUUCAUUUUAUAACAAGGCAGCAACAACCCAAUAACAAGUUCCGUUAUUUCUUCACCAGUGAGUGAGUUUCUAUGCCAACCCAAUUUUCAUGUUUACAAUUCCACAUAUUAUAAUCAUUUAGGUAGAUUUGAAUGGCGAGUAAGGAUGAUGAUGUGAAAGAGACACUGAUAGUUGAUGCACGGGCAAAAAAUGACGACGCUGUGAAAGAUACGCUGAUAGUUGAUGCACGGGCAAGAAACAUUAGUCACAAUGUGAGAUGUACUGAAUGUGGGAGUCAAUCUAUUGAAGAUUCUCAAGCAGACAUUGCCAUUAUACUUAGGAAGUUAAUUCGUGAUGAAAUUCGUAAAGGAAAAAGUGACAAGGAGAUAUUCAAAAAACUUGAAGAUGAUUAUGGAGAGACUGUACUCUAUGCACCAAAGUUUGAUAUGCAGACAGCAGCUCUGUGGUUAUCACCGCUCUUGGUCGCUGGUGCAGCUGCUGGAGUAUGGGCUUACGGGAAGCAUAAACAAAAGACUAAUGUUCAUAUCAUGGCUCUGAACCUUAUUAGAGGUGUUCCAUUGACCCCAAGAGAGAGGGAAACACUGCUUGACGUUCUUACGCCUCCUGCUUCACAGGGAUUUAAAUCACAGGAAGUUAAGACUUCCCUCUGGUGGAGGAGAUUGCGAGGUCAAUGGUCUCGUUGACUAUUUCGAUCGGGCUUUAACCUUUUAGGCAACUCUGCCAACUCAGUUUGUGGCUUUAAAGAACGACAAAAGUUGUCAACUUAUAUAUGUUUAUGACUAUAUAUAUUAGGUUUCACUUUGAUGUUAAUCCAUAAAUUUCCAAGUCUAGUAUUUUAAUUUUAUGUGUCAAUACCCAAACUUGGUGCAGAUAUACAUUGCCAAGAAGAAGUUCAUUUUGUAAUAAUAAUGAUUUCACCGAUUAAUUUUCAUGCCAAUCCUUAAACUCUA